This is a messenger RNA of Papilio xuthus (Asian swallowtail), 1846 nucleotides long. Its product is annotated as membrane-bound alkaline phosphatase-like. Bases 162 to 1808 code for a protein of 548 amino acids. The record is from RefSeq and is a predicted model, not a curated record. Gene Ontology annotation, biological process: dephosphorylation. Lineage: Eukaryota; Metazoa; Arthropoda; Insecta; Lepidoptera; Papilionidae. Gene Ontology annotation, molecular function: alkaline phosphatase activity. The transcript has 5 exons.
GAACACGGAUCUAUCAUGCGUGUACAUCGCGACUGUAAUAAAAUGGUUAUUUAUUUUUUGUUGAUAAAGUCCAUCGCAGUUUCCAUACGAUUAGAUAUCAUUUAUAUGUCAUAAUAAGUGACUUCAAAAGGAGUCGACAUUGUAAUACAACGUGGUUUACCAUGUGGCACUCGACUACAGUACUGUGGUACAUCGUCUGCCUGAUAGCUAUAGGCAAUGGCGACAGAUAUCAUCCCGAGAGACCUUCAUGGCGAGCCGCAGCGGCGCGGCAAGUGGCGGCGCCCGACGCGGCUGAGUACACCGCGCAGCACUGGACAGAGGAAGCACAGGCGGGCAUCCGUGCCCGCCAGCGUGGCGCGCGCGCCUCCACCGCAGAACACACCGCGCGUAACAUCGUCAUGUUCCUCGGCGACGGCAUGUCCAUCACUACGCUGGCGGCGGCGCGCACGCUGCUCGGACAGCGCCAGGGCCGCACCGGGGAAGAGUCUCAACUCGCAUUUGAAACUUUUCCUACUGUGGGAUUAACGAAGACCUACUGUAUAAAUGGACAAAUAGCUGAUUCGUCCUGCACGGCCACUGCUUACUUGUGCGGCGUUAAAGCCAACCGGGGCACCAUAGGCUUGUCUGGGGCUGUGCCGCGCUACGAUUGCGCAGCUUCGCUGCAAGAAGCAGCGCGCCUCAACUCUAUAGCGGCAUGGGCUCUCGAUGACGGACGAGAUGCCGGUGUAGUGACGACGACGCGAGUUACUCACGCCUCGCCCGCUGGAGCAUUCGCCAAAGUUGCAAACCGUCAUUGGGAAAAUGAUGCUGAAAUUCUUAAAGACAAUCAGGAUCCGAACUUGUGUCCUGACAUUGCACAACAGCUGGUGAAUUCAUAUCCUGGAAAUCUUUUUAAAGUAAUUUUGGGUGGAGGAAGACGAGAAUUUUUGCCCACUUCUAGUGUUGAUGAGGAAGGUACUGUAGGGAGAAGAACGGACGGCCGUAAUUUGAUUGAAGAAUGGCAAGCGGAUAAGAGGGCGAGAAAUGUAUCCUACGGUUACGUAUGGAACCGCAAUCAACUAAUGAAUGUUGCAGAAUCUUUGCCAGAGUAUCUCUUAGGAUUGUUCGAAGGUGAUCACCUGCAGUACCAUCUAGAAGCCGAUUCUGCAACAGAGCCGACACUCGCUGAACUCACAGAAGUUGCGAUUCGCUCGUUGAGUCGUAAUGGAAAAGGGUUUUUCCUGUUCGUGGAAGGUGGGCGAAUCGACCACGCCCACCAUGAUAACCUGGUAGAGCUGGCGCUGGACGAGACGUUGGAGAUGAGCGCGGCUGUGGCGCGUGCCGCCGAGCUGCUCUCUGAGGACGACUCCCUGAUCGUCGUGACGGCAGACCAUGCUCACGUCAUGACACUCAACGGGUACUCGCCGCGCGGCACCGACAUCCUCGGGCCCUCUAACGACCGCGACGAGGCGGGCGUGCCCUACAUGACGCUCUCCUAUAGCAACGGGCCUGGCUUCAGGCCGCACGUCAACGGCACGCGAGUCGACGUUACCACUGAGACUAAUUACAGGCGAGUCGAUUGGAUGAGCCACGUAGACGUACCGCUCGAGUCGGAGACGCACGGCGGCGAGGACGUGGCGGUGUUUGCGCGCGGGCCGCAGCACGCCAUGUUCGCAGGGCUGUAUGAGCAGAGCCAGCUACCGCACCUGAUGGCCUACGCCGCCUGCAUCGGCCCCGGCCUGCACGCUUGCAGCGCUGCCGCCACGCAUCUCUUGGCUCCGGCGGUUCUAACAGCAAUAGCUUUUUUAUUUUUAUCGAAAUUGAUGUAAAAUUUAAGUUAAAGAAUUAAAAAAGUUUCGAAUUUUUA